CCAUCUUCCUCUUAACUUUAAAUUCACUUUUCUCUUUAAAAUUCCAAAAUCCCAACGCCGCCUCUCCCGGUGUCUCCUCCGUAUCCCUCGUUUGUCCUCCGUCACCUCCGCCGCUUCCUCUUUCACUUUACCUACGUGUCUCAAUCUCAGUCCUCUGUCCAUUUUCCGUGCUCGUGAAUCUAGGCUCAUCGCUUUUUCUCUUAUCCCGAGGCCAAAAUUCCAGAUCUGCUUCCUCCACUCCAAUCCACUCUCUUCUAAAUUCUCGCUUUCCUUUCAAUUCCUUAGAUCCUUUUCUUCGUUCAUCUUGAUUUUGUAGAAGAUUUUUUAAAAGUUAUGGCCAAGGUAGCAUCAUUUUGCUGUGCUGUUCUUUCGGUUCUGCUUUUAAUGCAAGUCUCUGUUUCCGCGGAUUCUCCGGCGGAAUCUCCCGCUCCGCCGCCGCAAACUGGUGUUGAUUCCCCUCCGCCGCGUGCUCCUUCUAGCAUAUCCAGCCCACCAGACGCAUCGCCUCGGAAUGCACCGGUGAGUUCUCCUCCAUCGCCUCCACCAUCAGAUCUUGCUCCCGAUUCAUCUCCGACUUCACCGCCUCCUCCUCCUUCCUCUUCUCCGGCUCCAUCUCCACCUCCAUCCGAAGCUAGCGACGUUAGCCGGAACAAUGUGAUUAGCGAAAAUGAAUCAGAUGAAGAAUCAAAAGACGGAAUGAGUGGAGCUAAGAAAUUCGGAAUCGCAAUCGGAGUAAUCGCAGCGGUUGCUUUGAUUGGAUUUGGAGGGAUGGUGUACAAGAAGCGGCAAGACAAUAUUCGCCGAUCUCACUAUGGAUAUACAGCGAGGAGAGAGAUCCUGUGAAGAUCGCCAUAGCUACGGUACUGAAGGACAUUCAACGUCUAUCUUAAUUGCCUGUCGUGCCAUAAUCGUGUUGCAUCAUCUUGUUAGUAAUCACAGUCCGCUCACAUAGCAUGUGGAGAUAGGCAAGAAGAGCAAAUGUUUAUUUAAAACAAAUUAUAUAUAUUUUUUCUUUUGUGGAAACCUUCUUGUACUUAUCCAAAAUGUAAUCUUGUUAAGUAUCAAUAAAGUGCCUGUUAUCUCAAAA
This is a messenger RNA of Cucumis melo (muskmelon), 1087 nucleotides long. Its product is annotated as classical arabinogalactan protein 9. The transcript has 2 exons. The coding region runs from base 334 to 843 and encodes 169 amino acids. NCBI's taxonomy places the organism in Eukaryota, Viridiplantae, Streptophyta, Magnoliopsida, Cucurbitales, Cucurbitaceae. The record is from RefSeq and is a predicted model, not a curated record.